Colletotrichum aenigma is the source of this 255-nucleotide messenger RNA. RefSeq lists its product as uncharacterized. The record is from RefSeq and is a predicted model, not a curated record. The transcript has 2 exons. The coding region runs from base 1 to 255 and encodes 84 amino acids. NCBI's taxonomy places the organism in Eukaryota, Fungi, Ascomycota, Sordariomycetes, Glomerellales, Glomerellaceae.
AUGAAGAUCAGUUCCGUCGUUUCCUUCCUCGCCGUCGCUGUCGCCGCCGCGCAGGCAUGCGGCUACUGCCAGUGCCAGUACUCUGAUGGCAGCCACUGCUGUGUAGCGCACGGCAACGGCAAGACAUGCGACGAGGUGUGUAACGGUGCCGCCUACGGCGUCACCCUCGGCAGAGAAAAGUUGUACUGCAAUGCUGCGGGCGCUUCUAACCGCAUCCCAUGGUCUUCUUACCAAGAUCGGAAACAAUGCAUCUAA